AUGGCGCAAGCCGGGAAUGACUCGAUCAAGAGCUUGAAGCGGGUGGUGAACGCCAUUAGCCGUAAUGCUGGAACUCUUGUGGCAGUGCCUGCAGCGGCCGUCCUGGCGUACCGUUUGAACGAGCUCUGGAAGGCGGGGGAGCUGGAGCAGCUGCUGCGCACAUACCUGGACACACGCGUGAACGUCAGCCUGGUGCGCAAGGCUCGGCAGGCGUACAUCCGCGCACGCCGUCCUGUCGCGAUGCAGGCGGGGCAGGCGGCGCAGGCAGUUGCAGAUGCCAUUACAGUGGCCGUAGUGGCGGCCGUCGGCCUGCUGGCGGUGCUGCUGCUGCGCCUCCUUUUCCCCUCGGAGCGGCCGACCUACCUUGUCGAUUUCUCGGUUCAUAAGGGCCAAGAGGAGUGGAAGUUUCCGAAGGAGUGGUUCCUGCCCCACAGCGCGCGCGUGGGCAAGGGGCGGUUCACAGAGGACGACCUGGACUUCCAGGAGAAGAUCCUCAUGAGGUCUGGCCUGGGGGAUGAGACCUACAUUCCGCCGUGGCUGUACUCCAACCCGCCACACUAUGACAUGGAGCACGCCCGCAAGGAGUUUGAGGUGUGCUGCUUCAGCGCGGUGCGCGACCUGCUCAACAAGACGGGCGUGAGCCCCAAGCAGAUCGGGUUCGUCAUCACCAACUGCUCCCUGUUCAACCCGACGCCCUCGCUGAGCGCGACGAUCAUGCACCACUUUGGCAUGGGCGCGUCCACACUCAACUACAACCUUGGGGGCAUGGGCUGCAGCGCCGGCGUGGUGGCGAUCGACCUGGCGCGGCAGAUGCUGCAGAUUUACCCCAACAGCUACGCCCUGGUGGUGUCCCAUGAGAACCUGACCAGCAAUUGGUACCCUGGCAGCGACAGGUCCAUGCUGGUCCCCAACUGCAUCUUCCGCUCCAACGGCGCCGCCAUUCUACUGUCCAACCGCUCGAGCGAGUCAUGGUGA
Monoraphidium neglectum is the source of this 975-nucleotide messenger RNA. Its product is annotated as 3-ketoacyl-CoA synthase 19. The coding region runs from base 1 to 975 and encodes 324 amino acids. Gene Ontology annotation, biological process: fatty acid biosynthetic process. Gene Ontology annotation, cellular component: membrane. NCBI's taxonomy places the organism in Eukaryota, Viridiplantae, Chlorophyta, Chlorophyceae, Sphaeropleales, Selenastraceae. Gene Ontology annotation, molecular function: acyltransferase activity, transferring groups other than amino-acyl groups. The record is from RefSeq and is a predicted model, not a curated record. The transcript has 8 exons.